Messenger RNA from Ictalurus punctatus (channel catfish), 1573 nucleotides. RefSeq names its product potassium channel subfamily K member 13 (gene kcnk20). Bases 97 to 1095 code for a protein of 332 amino acids. The record is from RefSeq and is a predicted model, not a curated record. Gene Ontology annotation, molecular function: potassium ion leak channel activity. The transcript is spliced from 2 exons. Gene Ontology annotation, biological process: stabilization of membrane potential; potassium ion transmembrane transport. Lineage: Eukaryota; Metazoa; Chordata; Actinopteri; Siluriformes; Ictaluridae. Gene Ontology annotation, cellular component: membrane.
UCAUGUUGUUUCCCCUGAUGUUUAAUCAUUGAUGUGAACAUUAACUGAAGCUCUUAACCUGUAUCUGCAUGAUUUUAUUCAUUGUGCUGCUGCCACAUGAUUAGCCGAUUGGAUAACUGCAUAAAUGAGCAGGUUCCUAUUAAACUGACUGGAUAUGGACUGACAGCACCAACCACCACUGUUGGGAAGAUCUUCCUCAUUUUCUUUGGGCUGAUAGGAUGUGCAGCAGCCAUUCUCUUGUUCAACCUCUUUCUGGAACGUGUCGUCACACUUAUAGCAUAUGUACUGAGUAGAUGCCAUGAGCAAAGACUGUGGAACAGCAGGCAAAGAACUGCUACUUCUCAUCUCACCACACAACUAAGUGGCACAGCAAGUAGACAGCAGGGAUGGAAGCCUUCUGUUUACCACGUAGCACUAAUUUUGUUGGCAGUUUGUUUUCUGGUAACAUGUGCUGCAUCAGGACUCUACUCUGCUGUGGAAGGUUGGAGCUACCUGGAGUCGAUGUACUUCUGCUUUGUGACCUUCAGCACUAUAGGUUUUGGGGACAUGGUGAGCGGGCAGCGAGAGCGCUAUGAAACAAGCUGGUUUUACCAGAUCCUCAACAUGUUGGUCCUCUUUCUUGGUGUCUGCUGUACCUAUUCUCUCUUGAACCUCAUUGCUAUCAUGAUGAAAGCAAUGUUGAACUGGAUCCUGGGCAAUGUGCUGUGUUUGAAUUGCUGUUCACGGACUGGUUUGAACAAACACCAGCCUGAUCAGCUCUGCUGGUCUUGCUUCAUGUGUCCUAAAGUUGAAGAAUCUUAUUCGACACAGAUUCAAAUCACCGCCAGCUGUUCUAGCCAACAUUGGAGCUGCCAUGUGAUUAAGCUCAACACAGGGAAAUGCAGAUGUGAGGGUUCUACAUUACAGACUGUGUGCCAGAGUGAGAUGCAUGGCACAGACAAAAAUGUUAUCUGUGAGCACAAGGUGUCAAAGGAUAACAUGACAGAAAAUUCACUUCAUGUGACCAGGGGCUGUCAACAUAAUAGUCUGCCUGAGCUGAUGGGUGGCAUGGCCAUGUUAAAUGACUAUCUGCAAGAGACAAGCCUUAGUAGCUAAUCAGCUACUACUCAAUUUAGACGACAUUCAACUAUGAGAACAAGUUUCAUGAAGCAUAUGGUGAACUCAUCAGGGCUCAUAGUUUUGACUGAAGAAGACUAUUAGACUUUUUGUGUCAUCAAUUUUUCCAGUCUAAAGUAGAUUGUAUAUUUUGGACAGAUACAUUGGCUCAGCUUCUGUUCUGCAUUUCUUCAUGAUCCUCUUUCUAGCCAGUAGAGGGACUUGAUUCUCAGGGACUUGGCAAUAACUUCAAGUUAAAACAAUUUCAGUGUGAAGGAGCGUACACACAAAAAAAUAAAGAAAAACAUUUAAUGAACAUAUAACACAAUUAUGAUUACAAAUUAGACCAUAAUGUUCUGUAUAAAAUAUUUUCACAUAAACAUGACCAUCUUCUUGUGAAGAAAGCGUAGUUUGGGUCUCAAGAUGUUUUACAGUGUUUCUGUGUAUAUAAAUAAAAUAGUAAAAUGCUUUGAUUUAA